Molecule: messenger RNA, 1644 nt
Organism: Mya arenaria
Lineage: Eukaryota; Metazoa; Mollusca; Bivalvia; Myida; Myidae
Exons: 10
Coding region: 1-1644 (547 amino acids)
Source: RefSeq, a predicted model, not a curated record
AUGAUUAUGAUUCAGAUGAUGGCACAGAUUCAUGAAGAAGAUCUGAAGAACGUGCCUAUUCGCAUUAAACUUCCGGAAAAGAAGGAAAAGGUUCAAAACAGACAGGAAACCCCAGAGAGAAAAGGCCGAAAGAAGAUGAAGGUGCAGGAAAGGAAGCGUGGGAAGACAAGUAUUAUUGACACUAGUGACCAUGUUCAUCUGCUUCUGUGGGAUGUUGCAGUUUGCCUUCCAGCUAGGAACAUACAUGGCUUACCCUUGAAACUGAAAGCUGUGACAGCAGGAAAGAAAACCAUUAGAAAAAACACACCAUUGCCUAAGCCAAAAAGAUGUGCGAACAAGGAUUCUCCAAGGAAACAGGCACCAUGGGCAAUCUUUGAGGAUAAGGAAGACCGUCAAGUAAAUCUCAAUCCCCCCAAGAAAGACUUUCAACAGAACGUGGAUACUACAAGAAGGAGGUUAUUGUUGGCCAAUGAUGUUGAGCAGAACCCUGGACCGACUACUAGAGUAGCAGAAACCUUCAUCAGCAUUGAGGAUUGGUUGUCAACACUACCAGAGGGUCAGCUCCAUGACACAACAGAUUUACUCUCAUGCCCCAUUAAUUUGAGAGUGGAGUUGAAUAUCCCUUUCUUCAAUGGUGAGUCCUGUGACCUUCCAGCCUCUGGACCAUAUACUGUAGCUGACCAUUUACAAAACAUGGAAAAAGUAAGGUUUGUGAAAGAGAUGGUUGUUCCGUAUCUCCCAGAUGCAGGCAAGGCAAUGGGAAAUGACGGGCCAAACAUUUUUGUUCAACAAGGAUUACAGUAUGUAGGUAAUUCGCUAGUUGAAAUGUACAAAGGUAAGAAUUUGCGUAAGUAUUAUGUGUUAGCUGGUGAAGACAGCUUGCCAGUUAUGGUAAGGUUAACUUUUAAUAAAAGUAAGGGAACCUACAUAGUGACUUGUGACAGUGGCCAGUGCAAGGCAGGAAAGGGUCAUAAGAAAUAUGUCGGCAACUUGCUCACAUCAAAGGUUUGUAAACAUCUGUCUGUUCUAAAAUCACAAUCAGAGCACUGGCUUGAUCUUCUUGAGGAUGGAGUUGAUGCUGGUGAUGGAGAUAGUUCAGACUGUGACAUGGUUACAAUAACUCCAGUGGCAAAUUUUACUGAUGAUGGUGAUGAAGUUGAAAGGUUAGAAACGUUUGAAGUUGAAAGUAGUACUGGGCCAAGUGAUAGUGGUGGUGGUGGUAGUAGUAGUAGUUUACACUAUUUUGAAGAAGAAACCGGGCUUUGGAAUUUUCCUGCAAAGAGCAAUCAUCUUCCCUGUGAGCAAGGAAUCAGUAAGUUGAUGCUUAAUACCUGCAAUCGUGACACCUGGUCAACUCCUGAUUGUGAGAGAGAUGCAAACGGAUGUGUGUAUGGGGUAGAGCUAUCUCCAUCUGUUCCUGAAGGUAAUUGUGAUUGCGGUGCUGGGUGGCUAGAUGAGAACAAUCAGGGUAAGACUUUGAAGGAGCGUCCAGUACCUUUGACUGUUUAUACAGGUACAGCUCCGGUCAAAUGUAUGAGAGCAGCACAUUAUUACCAUGACAGCAGGGAGGAUCAACCAAACCAGUGUCGACUUACUGCUUUAGUUCAUCUUUCUCUCUGGACAUCAUCUUAUAAAGAAUCUUAG